Fraxinus pennsylvanica is the source of this 1599-nucleotide messenger RNA. The record is from the annotation of a GenBank genome assembly. Lineage: Eukaryota; Viridiplantae; Streptophyta; Magnoliopsida; Lamiales; Oleaceae.
AUGGAGAAACAAAUAUAUCUUCUGCAAUUCAAAACUAUCAACUCUAUGGAAAAAGUUAAUUUCAGAACCCAAAUUUUAAGCGGGCACCUCCAAAACCACCGCCAUGCAACCAACGCCACAAUUUCCGCCUCACCAUGCGUCAGCUACGUGCCACCGGAAGUUUCCGAACAACCCUUUUCGUUUGACGUGACUUCAAUGAGGAAACUGAUGGAUGGGCACAAUUUGGGUGACAGGGACUGGCUUUUUAAUCUCAUGGUACAGAGUGAACUUUUCAAUCCAAGGCUAAGGGGUGGCAAAGUAUUUGUGAUGCCGGAUUAUAAUCACUCCAUGGAGCAGCAAAGAGAGAUGACUAAGAAGAGAAUUGAGUUUUUACUGGAUCAUGGGGUGUUCAAGGGGUGGUUGACAGGUAAAGGGCCUGAAGCUGUUUUGAAAAAAUUUGCUCUUUUGGAGGUUAUUGAGGUUCGAGGCAUUGAAACAACAGCAACUUAUGAGGCAAACAUGGGAGAGUUUGUAAUCAACACUCCAUGUGAAUCAGCUCAAAAGUACUGGAUUGGUGGUGCAGCUAACUAUGCGACACAUGCAGUAGUUUUCUCUCAGCUGAAUAUUGACGGCAAAAAUCAUGGAGUCCAUGCUUUUAUCACCCAGAUCAGAGAUGAAAAUGGGAAUAUCUGUCCCAAUAUCCGGAUUGCUGAUUGUGGUCAUAAGAUUGGUUUAAAUGGCGUUGACAAUGGUCGAAUCUGGUACACUAUGAGCUUUGCUGGUAACUACUUGAAAAUGCUUUACAUGAAGAGGAGUCCUCAACUGAUCAAAACCAUCCAUGUUGUAUCCAGUGCAUUCAAGGCCACUCUGACUUGGCAUAACCUGCGAACUCUUCAGGAAUGCCGUGAAGCCUGUGGUGGGCAAGGAGUGAAGACAGAAAAUCGAAUUGGCCAACUGAAAGGUGAAUAUGAUGUGCAGUCUACUUUCGAGGGUGAUAACAAUGUUCUUAUGCAACAGGUUAGCAAGGCUCUGCUGGCUGAGUAUGUAGCAGCCGAAAGGAGAAAUAAACCAUUCAAAGAGUUGGGGUUAGAACAUAUGAACAGAUCAUGCCCAGUUAUUCCUGCAAAGCUUAUGAGUUCGACGCUGAGGAGUACUCAAUUUCAGAAUGAUAUCUUCUGCCUAAGAGAAAGAGAUUUAUUAAACCGCUUUGCUGCUGAAGUCUCGCAAUACCAAGCACAGGGAGAAAGUAAAGAGUCUGCAUUUGUUGUGAGUUACCAGGUCGCUGAAGAUCUGGGAAAAGCAUUCUCAGACCGUGCAAUUUUGCAGUGUGCUAUAGAAGCCGAGAACAAUGUGACAGAUGCAUCCAUUAAGAAUAUAUUGAGUCUUCUGAGAUCGAUGUAUGCACUGGUCACACUUGAAGAAGACUCGGCAUUUCUCCGAUACGGGUACUUAUCAACAGGCAAUGCUGCUGCUGUGAGAAAAGAAGUCGCAAAACUCUGCAGCGAAAUCAGACCUCAAGCACUUGCCUUGGUUAGUUCUUUCGGUAUACCAGAUGCUUUCUUGAGUCCUAUUGCCUUUGAUUGGGUCGCGGCAAAUUCCUGGUCUACCAUUGAGAACUAG